Geodia barretti is the source of this 882-nucleotide messenger RNA. Lineage: Eukaryota; Metazoa; Porifera; Demospongiae; Tetractinellida; Geodiidae. The record is from the annotation of a GenBank genome assembly.
AUGUUGCUUGACCCAAAGGCAGGCGUCCUCGUUCAGGGGAUCACCGGCAGAGAGGCGAGCCGUAUGGUCGAGGACUCGCUCGCUUACGGUAGCAACAUCGUCGCCGGUGUGACGCCCGGCAAGGGGGGGCAGCGCGUUCAUGGGAUACCUGUCUACGACACGGUUGCAGCGGCGGUUGAGGAGCAUCGGGCGACUAUCAGCGUUAUUUCUGUUCCUCCGCCCGCUGUGCUUGAUGCAGCGCUGGAGUCCUUCGAUGCCGGUAUGUUGCUCUGUCUGAUUAUGACUGAACGGGUCCCGCAACUGGACACCAGUAAAUUACUGGUUGCUGCCCGCCGCGCUGGUUGUACUGUCAUCGGUCCCAAUUCGUUGGGGCUGAUCCGUCCGGGGAUUGCCAAACUCGGCACGGUCGGUGGGCGUGUGGAUAAUGGCAAGGUCGCCGUGCUGUCCCGCAGCGGUGGGAUGACCACCGAAAUCGCCAGCUAUUUAACGAGCCGUGGGAUCGGGCAGAGUAUCGCCAUCGGCGUGGGUGGGGAUGCAAUCGUCGGUUCCAAUUUCACGGAGUUGAUUGAGCUCCUCGAAGCGGAUCCCGCCACCGAUGCUGUGGUCAUCUAUGGCGAGCCGGGCGGGGCUGCGGAGGAGCAGCUCGCAGCGCGACUGAAGCAGAAGCCUUCUCGACUCCGAAUAGUUGCCUUUUUGUCGGGCGGGUUCGUUGAUGAUCUUGAGGGUGUGCGGUUCGGUCAUGCCGGGGUGAUUGUCGAAGGGGGGCGCGGUUCGGUGCGUGGAAAGGUGAAAACCCUGCGUGAAGCGGGGGUAUUUGUUGCGGAGACGUUUGAAGAUCUCUUGCAGGGGCUUAUGUUGGUUCAUAGUUCAUUGGUUCAUUAG